This is a messenger RNA of Salmo salar (Atlantic salmon), 3036 nucleotides long. The record is from RefSeq and is a predicted model, not a curated record. Lineage: Eukaryota; Metazoa; Chordata; Actinopteri; Salmoniformes; Salmonidae.
CCGCCAUAAUACCAUAGAAGAAGUAUACGGAAGUGGACGGUGAACAAUAAUUUCCACGUUAGGGUUUUGUUAUUUCUACGUUUAGCACACUGGAACCCAAAAUAUGACAAAUGUCACUACACAGCAUCACACAUUUACCCCAGGUAGUGUUUACUUCGCGUUGGAGACAAGACUUGGUUGAUAUAUGUUAUCUAGGUAAGUCUAGCUAGCUAGUUGUUGACGUUAGCUAGCAAUGGCUAACUGUGACGAUGGUUUUUGACACUCAAAUAGCCUCCAUCAUGGAGGUUCUAGCAAAUGCAGCCGUGGCAGAGAUUUGUAAAGUCGUAGACGACGACUAUGCAGUGUUUCGUUUGGAAAUUUCUCAAAGCCAGAAAGAAAACAGGUCAUUGCGGAGGAAACUACAGCUCCUGGAACUGAAGGUGUCACGGGAACGCACAGAGAGGACAAUGCGAGAGCGCGUAUUCGCCAGUCGUUCCAGUAGUGUCAAGAUCCUCGACCGAUACAGAGGAAUGGCAAGAGGUGAAGGACAUCUCACUGGAGGCCACAGGAGCUUUGUGAAGCCAGCGGGACACAAUACAUGGAGAGAUGACAAACCAAUCACUGUUGAUGAGGGGAGUGGAACCUCAACCCAGCACGUUAUCAUGAUAGAGUCUGCAGAUGCAGAUGCUACAGGUCCUGGGGUAAAGCAGGAGAUGACUGAAGAGGAGGACCCACAGUGGAGACGUCCAGACUGGUGCGGCAGGAGAGCCCCCUGCAGCCACAGAGGACCCCACAACCGCCCCAGUGCAGCCCAGGACCCAACGCAGUAUCAUGGAGGAGGAGGGUCCAGAGGUGCUGCUGGUGAAAGAGGAGGGGUGUGAGGAGGGUCUGGGGAACCCUGAGGGGACCAUGGUCAUAGAGGACAACCAGACUACACCUCCUCCUGAACCCACAGAGGAACCAGCUGAGCAGCACAGGACCACACACAGUCUCACUGAGGUGAGCCCACUGUAAACUACUGUCUGAAUGGUAUUACGUCAGGGCCCGUAUUAUAUGGAAAGAUCAGCCCUCCUACUCAGACUUUUUGUGGAUACGGGUCUUGAUUAAUUUUGUCUAAAGUAUGGGACCAUGCCUUUGAAUUAUCAAACCAUUAAAAGAAUGUCACAUAAUCAAAUUAACUAACAUGUUUGCAUAGUACUCAUAGCAAUCCUUCAUUGCCCAGUCAGAAGAUGCUCCAUAGCAGGGUGCUCAUAUCAGAUUUCUUGAUCCAACAUCCUCUCACUCUGUAUCUCUUACAGUCAGUAGACAUGGAGGAAGGGAAGCCUGAUCUGCUGCUGGUCAAAGAGGAGACGAUGGACCAGAGAGCAUUGACCUGCUGAGUGGACUAAAGAUGGGGGAGCAAGGUGAUUGGCUGGAGGCUAACAGGGGAGAUUGGGUGGUCAUCUUGGAUUCUCAGACCCAGACGGAUACAGCCAAGGGCCCAGGGAAUGACAUCAACAAGCCGGCCUGGACCAGAGGCGACAUAGUGGCGGGCAGUGGAUUGGACAGCAUCCUCAACUCUGGGCUAGGGAGCAACAGUGUUCAACACAACCAGAAACCGACAGUUGAACACAAAACAUUCUAACUUAGUCUCCAUGACAACAGACUGGCUGACACCAGGGCGAGGCGUAGAUUUGGUCCGCGGGGACGUGUUCGUAUGAGAACAGACAUAGACUUGGCUAGCUAUUCUCCGUCCUGCUCCUAUAGUUGUGAUUCAGCAAGCCAGAUGGCACCUCAGGUUAACCACCCAACAGGUGCUGCCUUCAGCCUGCCUUCUAUAGGAUCUAUCAACUGGAACAUGGACCCUGCGACAACACCGACAUUCCCUGGCCUUCGUCCUCCUCACACUCUCCUAAUGUUAAACCAGACCUCAGACAAUGCCAGUGCCUCAACACUAAAUGGCAACACCAGCCCAUUGACAAAUGACAGUAGUAGUGAUGCUAUCAGUAGAUCCAGUGGCAAAGAGAAGUGCUUCCCGUGUUCGUUCUGUGGGAAAUCCUUCAGUUUCCCCAAACAGAUGGAGAUCCACCAGAGGAUGCACACGGGGGAGAAACCAUUUGGCUGCCACCUGUGCUGGGCCAGUUUCUCUCAAUCCUCCAACCUGAAGAGGCACCAGAGAGUCCACACAGGGGAGAAAUCCUACAGCUGUCCCCAGUGUGAGAAGAGGUUCUCCCGCCAGCACCAGCUGAAGCUUCACCUGAAGGUCCACACGGGAGAGGCCGUUUGCCUAUACGCACUGCGCGAAGAGGUUCUCAAGAGAGGAGCUCUCUCAGGAUACACCAGCAGAAAAUGCACACAGCCCAUGUAUAGAGUAUAUUAAUAUAUAAUGUAGUACUAGUUAGUUUGUAGUUAAUUCUGUUGGUUUUGGAUGUAUAUGGAACUGGAUGAGGUGAACUGAGGAAAGAAUGAGUAUGAUGAGACAGAGUAGAUGAUAUGGUGAUGGUUGGUGUGAUGGUGUCUGUAAAAAUGCUUCACUGAUGAAGAGUGACAAACUUCGUGUCUUUAGGUGUUUUAUAGUGAGAUAAUGAUAGUGCCUUAAUUCAUGAAGUAUUGAAGCUGUGUGUAAUGUAGUGUUGAACCAUUUCCAAAGUAUUCUAUAGUUACUUUUAUCAAAGUGAAGGUACCGUAUCUUUAUACAGAAUACAGAAAUUAUUUAUUUUUUCAUAAAUUUUUCUACAGUGAUUUUCUAUCAAUACAUGGCCAACAUAAUAUCUUCCUCUUUGGCACAGCCAGAAGAGGACUGGUCACCCCCCAUAGCCUGGUUCCUCUCUAGGUUCCGGCCUUUCUAGGGAGUUGUUCCUAGCCACCGUGCUUCUACACCUGCAUUGUUUGGGGUUUUAGGCUGGGUUUCUGUACAGCACUUUGUGACAUCAGCUGAUGUAAAAAGGGCUUUAUCAGUAAAUUGGAUUGAUAUUUACAGAAAAGGUGAAGUGAGAAAAGUUAUUCUACUUGUCAUGUAUCAUUUUGUGCAAUAAAUGUGAUUUAUGCUAUUUUAAAUUAAAUACUAAAUUGACUCUG